Molecule: messenger RNA, 393 nt
Organism: Leptosia nina
Lineage: Eukaryota; Metazoa; Arthropoda; Insecta; Lepidoptera; Pieridae
Source: the annotation of a GenBank genome assembly
AUGUCCACGUUCCUAGCAGCCUUUAUAUGCGCCUUAGUACUGGCCCUCAUCGUGAUUAUAUUCAUCGCAUAUUGGAUGUUUUACAAAGAGAGACACAAGUCUGAACGAUUCCAGUACGACAUUACCGAUAUACGACGGGCAAACAUGGAGAUCGCGUCUGAACAAGGCAAGACAAAGGAGGUAACAGCCGGGAUUUUCGUUCUCUCUAGAAAGCGACAUAAAGAAGACUACAGCUAUCGCAAAAGACCGGACUACCCCGAAGGUCCAGCGUCACCGGCGACUGACUUCAAAACAGACAAGCUGAUAGACAUCCUAAAUGACUCUUCACCGGGAGACCGUAAAUGUGUUGAAUUUGAUCUUGACCCUGAUGUGCCAUACCACAGUGACGUUUGA